Messenger RNA from Tarenaya hassleriana, 1787 nucleotides. RefSeq names its product monofunctional riboflavin biosynthesis protein RIBA 3, chloroplastic. Gene Ontology annotation, cellular component: cytosol. The transcript is spliced from 7 exons. NCBI's taxonomy places the organism in Eukaryota, Viridiplantae, Streptophyta, Magnoliopsida, Brassicales, Cleomaceae. Bases 147 to 1688 code for a protein of 513 amino acids. Gene Ontology annotation, biological process: riboflavin biosynthetic process. The record is from RefSeq and is a predicted model, not a curated record. Gene Ontology annotation, molecular function: GTP cyclohydrolase II activity; 3,4-dihydroxy-2-butanone-4-phosphate synthase activity.
AGAACAAGACAUAUCCCAAACUCGUGGUGCAAAAGCUUUGGCUCCAUCCUGUGGAAAAUGUCUGAAAAUAUAAAAUUUGCAGAUUUGGGCGUUCAAGAAAAGCUUUCUUCUUUCCAUCUUCUUCUCCACGAGAAUCUGUUCAAGAGAUGGAUUCUGCUCUCUCUCCUCGCAUUUUGUUCGCCAACAGCUUCAUCAGUUCAAGGUCGAAUAGGUUUCUGGAAGCUCCUCCUGCUUGCCGGAAUUGGGCUAACGCAUCAUGUUGGAAGAUCAAAGUUGAUGGGAACAGUGAUCAUAAAGUGUUCGAUGAAAGUUCUAUGAGAGAAAUCGAAAACGGGUCUUUGCCCGGUGCUCUGGAGGAAUCUACUUCUGCCUCGUUCACAGCAUUUGACGCAGAAAUCACUCCUGAAACUGUUGAUUUCUUCGUGAGUGAUGCAGAGGGUGAUCCAGACUGUCCAACCGAAGGUUAUUCCUCGAUCGAACAUGCCCUUAUGGCUCUACGCAAAGGAAAGUUUGUGAUCAUUGUUGACGAUGAAAACGGGAAGGUGGAAGGGAAUUUGAUAAUGGCAGCAGCUCUCACGAGUCCAAACCACAUUGCUUUCAUGGUUAAGAAUGGAUCUGGGAUUGUCUCCGUUGGCAUGAAAGAUGAAGACCUCAAGAGAUUAAAGCUUCCUUUGAUGUCACCUGACAUGGAAGAUGAAGAUUCCUCUGCUCCAACCUUCACCAUCACUGUGGAUGCAAAAUCAGGAACAUCAACUGGAGUCUCAGCUUCGGACAGGGCUGUUACGGUUCUGGCACUUUCGUCUGUGGAAGCUAAGCCAGAAGAUUUCAGAAGGCCUGGUCACGUCUUCCCUCUCAAAUACAGAGAUGGUGGGGUUUUAAGGAGGGCUGGUCACACUGAAGCUUCAGUGGAUCUCAUGAUCUUGGCUGGUUUACGCCCCGUUUCUGUUCUUUCGGCCAUUCUUGAUCAAGAUGGGUCUAUGGCUUCACUGCCAUCUCUAAAGAAUCUUGCUUCAGAACACGACAUUCCCAUUGUUUCCUUGACUGAUUUAAUCAGAUAUCGAAGAAAGCGAGAUAAGCUUGUUGAGAGAAUGGCCGUUUCACGUUUGCCUACUGAAUGGGGUAUGUUCCAAGCUUACUGCUAUCGAUCAAAGCUUGAUGGAACAGAACAUAUUGCCAUUGUAAAGGGAGAUAUCGGAAACGGCCAAGACAUUCUCGUACGAGUACAUUCAGAGUGCUUAACCGGAGACAUCUUUGGCUCAGCCCGGUGUGACUGUGGAAAUCAGCUGGACUUAGCCAUGGAAUUAAUCGAGAAAGCGGGGAGAGGGGUUGUAGUGUACCUUCGUGGCCAUGAAGGACGGGGCAUUGGACUCGGCCACAAACUCAGAGCUUAUAACUUGCAGGAUCUCGGCCAUGACACCGUCGAGGCCAAUCUUGAACUUGGCCUAGCCGUUGAUGCUCGUGAAUACGGCAUAGGUGCUCAGAUUCUCCGGGACAUAGGGGUGAGAACAAUGAGACUGAUGACGAACAAUCCGGCGAAGUUCACCGGCCUGAAAGGGUACGGACUGGCCGUCGUGGGGAGAGUUCCGGUCCUGACUCCGAUCACGACGGAGAACAGACGAUACUUGGAGACCAAACGCAAGAAGAUGGGUCAUGUUUAUGUCUCCGACAUUAACGACCCCUUGGCUUGAUCCCUUCGAUGUUGCAUUUGUUACACCUUUCUUUAUUCAAAGUUUUACAUUACAUAUACAUAUUUUUUUCCAUUUAUACAAAGUUUGGCCCUUUGUGCA